Molecule: messenger RNA, 879 nt
Organism: Cladocopium goreaui
Lineage: Eukaryota; Dinophyceae; Suessiales; Symbiodiniaceae
Source: the annotation of a GenBank genome assembly
AUGGGGGACGAGCUGAAAUACUGCGAACGUUGCGACCAUGCUGUUUGUCGACAAUGCUCUGUCGUCCUGACUGCCAGCUCUGGCGUGUUUACGGAGGCGCGGAAUGUCGAAAGUGCUCCGAGAACGCAAGACACUCUCAAAUGUCCUGCUGAGCACGCACUGGAGUCAAGACAAGCUGACCAAGCCUACGAAUGCGAUGUUUGUGGAGUUGAUAUCCAAAUGGGGGACGAGCUGAAAUACUGCGAACGUUGCGACCAUGCUGUUUGUCGACAAUGCUCUAACUUCAUGAGCGAUGUCAACACCGAUGGACCGCAGGCAGAUGAGUUGGACAGCCAAUGCUCUAAUCUGCUGGAAGCCGCCCAGAGAGGGCACGAAGGCCUUGUGCAGCAGUUCCUUCGUGCUGAUUCCCAAAGUGUGAAGAGCACGGUCGUGGAGGCCUACCAGAUCCUACCAGGUCCUUGCGGUAAUCGCAACAAUUUGCGAUUGAAGAUGGGCCGCACAGCCUUGCAUGAGGCAUGCGCCAAUGGUCACAGGAAGGUUGUCGCUCAACUGAUUGCAGCAUCUGCUGAUGUGGAAGCUGUUGACAUGGUUGGUUGGACCCCGCUGCACUUUGCAGCUCGUGGGGGUGAUGCGAUGCUGGUGCUUAUGUUGUUGUCAGCGAAUGCUAAUUGUCGGCAUGCCAAAACGCACUUUGGCGCCACACCUCAUGACAUCGCCAAGACAGAGGGCCGAAGCCAUUUGCUGAGCGAGUUGCAAGUGGAGUGGACGUGCCGAGUGUGCGCCAAAAAGAACUCGCUGGAGACAGAAAAUUGUACAGUCUGCGGGCGAAGGAAAGGACACAUUUUGAGGCCAAACUUCGAGCUUGCAUUCUUAGAUUGA